This is a messenger RNA of Motacilla alba alba, 15966 nucleotides long. It is a transcript of the gene CD9, whose product is annotated as CD9 molecule. NCBI's taxonomy places the organism in Eukaryota, Metazoa, Chordata, Aves, Passeriformes, Motacillidae. Gene Ontology annotation, cellular component: membrane. The transcript is spliced from 8 exons. The record is from RefSeq and is a predicted model, not a curated record. The coding region runs from base 477 to 1196 and encodes 239 amino acids.
AAACGCCGGCAGUCGCGUUUUGUUUGCUUUUCUUAUGGGUGGUUUUGGCUGUUUUAUCUACUUGCUGCCCCCUGGACGGAGAGGGGCGUGUGCCCGGGUGCUCACCGCUUUAUUUUCCACGUUUUUGGGGUUUUAUCGUAAGGCGGGUUGAGGGUGCUGUCAGGCGGGGAGGGGGUGCUGGGUUUGUGGAUAGCCCGCCCCCACUGAGCAUCCCCCAGCACUUCACACAAUCCUCUCCCUAAAACUCUCUGUGCAGGUCGGGCUACCUGCCGGCUUUCCCGGUGCCGGGGCUGUGGCCGGGGUGAGCCGGAUCCUCGCAAGCCUGUCGUGUGUGUGUGAGAACUCCUCGUGUUGGUGGGAGCUGUGGCUUCCCUUCGUGUAUGAUCUCUCGGAGCAGACCGGCACCCCUUGAGAUUACGUCUCCGGUAUGCUUCCUGGCCCCACUACGCCUUGUUGGCCGGGCAGCGUGAGAAAGCAUGGCUGAGCCGAGAUGUUGGGGCUGUCCUCAAGCACUCGGAGCGUGGGCACCUGGAUUUAGUACUGGCUCCUGUAUGGAAAAGUACUACGGGAGCUGCUUAUCUGCCUGGCGGCUUGCAGGGACAGCAGUGCUUGCAGUUGGACUAUGGCUUCACUUUGAUUCACAGACCAAAAGCGUCUUUGAACUGGAAUCUGACACAAAGUUUUACACAGGUGUUUACAUCCUUAUUGGAGCUGGUGCCCUUAUGAUGCUGGUUGGUUUCUUGGGAUGCUGUGGUGCAUCACAGGAGUCUCAGUGUAUGCUUGGCCUGUUCUUCUUCUUCCUUUUUGUGAUUUUUGCCCUUGAAAUUGCUGCUGGGAUCUGGGGAUUUUCAAAUAAGGAAAAGAUUAUUGAUGAGUUAAAGGAGUUCUACAUGGACACCUACCGAAAGAGAACUCAGACAAGUGCCAGAGACACCCUGAAAGCAUUUCAGUUCACUCUAAACUGCUGUGGCCUUACUGGAGUUGUGGAGCAGCAGUACAUGGAUACCUGUCCAGCAAAGACACUGUCUGAGUCAUUCUCUAUCAAGUCCUGCCCUGAUGCCAUUGAUGAUGUCUUCAAAUCCAAAUUCAAUGUCAUUGGAGCAGUUGGCCUUGGCAUUGCUGUAAUGAUGAUUGUUGGCAUGAUAUUCAGUAUGGUUCUGUGCUGUGCCAUCCGCAGGGAAAGAGAGAUGGUCUAAGAGCUGCAAACCCAAGAUUCCUGCACUGUAAAAAUCCUCACCAUUAACUUUCAUGUUUUGAGAGCAUUUCUAAAACGUUAUAUAUUUGUUACCUUUUUAAUGCUUUAUUUGGUACUGAUGUAGGUUUGCUUUUUAUGUUACAGGUUAAAAUGAUAAAGGUUUAUCUGACUCAAGACAAACAUUGUACGUAAAAUAUCUGACUUUCUUGAAACUUACAUAAUUUGGAUGCAAUUUAUGUUGGAGACAAUUUGAUACUUAAUAAAGAGUAAGAUGUAUUGUUUGUGGGGGAGAGGAGAUGUUGCUAAGUUGAUUAAUCCCACUGUUAGAGGCAUAGCAAGGAGUUGAAGUUGCAUAACAUGUUAAGUGUUUUUGGGAUAAUGCAGGAAAGCAGUCCUAUGCCAGUGCCCCAUGUUGGAAGGGAAUUGGAGAUGCUGUCAGAGCAUGUCAGGGAAGGUGUGGUCAUUCCUCUUCCCUUGGUGUUUGUGAGUGAAAGCAGGUCUUAAGUAUAUUCCUUAAAUAUCACUGCCGUAACACUUUUACUGUCACCUCCCUGGAGGGUGGCAAAGGCUGGCUGUCACACAGGUGAUGUGCAGGCAGUGGUAGCUCCCUGCAGCCAGGCUGGGCUCUGCCAUGGGGCCAGCUGGGCUUCCUGACAUCAGCCUGUCUGCUGCCACAACUGUCCCCUGACACCUGGCAUGGCCUUGGACUCUUGGCAGGGCACAUUGCCUAGUGCAUGCUUAGGAUUUUUUCACUGGCUGGCUUGGGGCUUUGUUUCCCUAAAGCCAGUGAGGUGCAGUCUCAAGGGCUUACAACACGUGUGCCAAAUCUCAGGUUUCCAAGUGGAAUAAAGCUAACUUGUAUGAGCAGUUAAGUGUCCAGCUCUGCUGUUGCAGAGUUGAGGCUGUCCUGUUUCAGUUUAAGUAUGGAUAUGGGAGAGAGCAGAGAUACCAGUGUUGAGCCCUUAGUCUAAAGAAUUACCAAGUUGUCCAGUAUUUCUAAUCUAAAUGGCUUUUAAGUGGGUUUUUUUGUCUCUAAAAUACUUCCUGGUAGGGGCUACCUAUGGGCUUACCAGCAGGUUGAUGUGCUGUUCCUGUACCUGGUGCUUGCUUACUGAACAGUCUCAUCUGUAUUCUUGGAAGCUUCUGGUCUCUGUCCUCUGGGUAAUACAAAUGUCUUUGAGUAGUCCUUGCUUGUUCCCCUCUUUCUCCUUCGAGGAGGUUGGUAUUUAUUAUGAGAAAUAGCAGAAUUUGUGGGUGUCAGGCUCUGCGGAUGCAUGAAUAUAUUGUCACACUUGUGUUACCCACUGUCACUUGUCUAAGGGAACCAUACAGCUCUCCUCUGUAACAUGUUGCCCUGUUCUGUGUUCAUAGGCCUUCUUUAAAAAAAAAAAAAAAAAAGUCAAAUGGUAAUCAUGUUUUUGUGUGUCUUGCAGAGACUGAAAUUACUCCAGAAAGGAGUUGAUCUAAUUUUCUUUGUGAUUAUAUGUGACAGCCUGGAGGGGAAGAUCUCUCAUGGGAAUUUGAGCAGCCAUGUCCCCACUGAGCUCUUGCAGAACUGAGAAGUAGCAUUUUUGUCAGAUGGGUAAUUCUGGAGAUGCUAAUGAACCUGGCACCUGGAAGAGCUGGAGUGAAUCACUGUCAACCAUCAGGAAGGUUUACUGCUGACUUUUUACUUCUUGUUCACAGAAUCACUUAGGUUGGAAAAGACCUCCAAGAUCAUAGAGACCAACCUUUGACCAAUCACCCCCUCGUUAACCACACCAGAGCGCUGAGUGUUAUGUCCAGUUGUUCCUUGGACACCUCCAGGGGUGGGAACACCACUUCUCCCUGGAUAGGCCCUUCUAGUGACUGAUCACCCUUUCAGUGAAAUUUCUCCUGAUGUCCAACCUGAAUCUCCCCUGGCACAACUUGAGGCCGGUUUUUCUUGUCCUGUCCCUGUUCCCUGGGAACAGAGCCUGAUCCACGCCCCCCCCCCAGCUGCCCCCUCCUGUCAGGGAGUUGUGCAGAGCCACGAGGUCCUCCCUGAGCCUCCUCUUCUCCAGGCUGAGCCCCCCCCCCGCCUCAGCUCCCUCUGUUGCCCCUCAUCAGAGUUUUUUGUUCCAGACCAUUUCCCAACUCUUUUGCCCUUCCCUGGACAUAUUCCAGCACCCCAAUAUCUUUAUUGAACUGAAGGGCCCAAAAUGCAUGUGGGAUAUGAGGUGCCAAGUACAGAGGGAAAAUCACUGCCCUGGUUCUGCUGGCCACACUUUUUGAUGCUGGUGCAUGUGUUCAGAUUGCCACUAUCUGCUGUCUCUGAAGUCCAGCAGCUUAUGGCAGAGUCCAGGAAAUUCCAGUAGAUUGUGACUAGAGGGAAGAGAACUCAGCUGUAGACUCAGCACCCCAGAUUGUGAGGUUUGGGCAGUAGCUGCAGAGGCAGCUCUUGAGCUGAGAUCUUUGGCUGAAGAUCCAGAAGUGAAUACCUGCCCCUGUUCUUGUGUCCCACAGAAGCUGGGAUGGGGUUUCCUGGGAUUUAGUCUUUAGCUUGCAGUGCUUCUGCCUUCCCCACACUGUUUAUGCCACACUCUGCCUCUUUGAUAUCCACCCUCAAUCCACAUGUGGUUUUUGAGUGCUACAGCCCAAUCUUUUACCCUUCUUUUGAACAUCACCUGCAUGUGCAUUGAUGUUUUCUGAGGAAUCAACAGAUGGGUAAGUCUUACUUUAUGUGAGAGGGAAGAGCUGAUCCUUAUUACUCAAGUAUUACUUUCCUUUAAGCAAGAUCAUGGAUUACAGAUGCAAAACUCAUGCAAAAACUCAGCCUCAGACCUGCAGGCUAGUCUGGAAUGAGUACUGCUUCAGUAAUGAAUAUUGAUGAUGUCAAGUUUCACCUUACUGUGAACAAUUGUGAUGAAAUUUCCUGAAGCAUUUGGGUCUAAGGAAUGGUUACCCUAAAAAUCUGAUUGUGUGGCACUGUCUGUCUAAGCAGGGAGCAAGUUCCUGUCUUUGAAUUAGGUCAGGAAUAGAAUGUGACCUGUGAGGUUAAUACAGAGAGGCAAAAGCAGCAAAAAAUAGAUUGUUCUUGAAAACAGAAAUGGGGAGUUACAAUACUGAAGGGGAAACAGUGCUUAGGAUAGUGCCAGAGCUGUGGCAGCAGUGACUGACACUGGUGAAAUGCUUAGGGAGGGAGGGAAAGAGGGAUCCCUCUGAGGAAUUUGGAGGGUCAUCAGAGAAGCAAGUAUUAAUGCUGGGGAAAAAAGGAGCAGGGAAAAAUUAUUCUAGAGAUGGCAUAUCUAUUGGGAGGAAAAGAUAGGAUGGAGGAAAACAUACAAAAGUAAAACACUGUCUUUUCCAUAUCAUCCUUUCCCAUCAGUAAACAAAGGUGCAGCUAUGUCAAGACCUUAAAGUCUGCCUGGAAUGUGAGAAACCACUCCAGAAAGAAAAAGGGCUUAAGCAGCUUUUUUUCCAAAUAAAAGGAGAUUUAUCCUUUACAUACAGAUGCUGCUAAUUCUUUGUUGCAAAUGUGCUUAAAAUAGCUGUGGUUUAUGGCCAGAUGGGACACUGUAUAUUCCAGUACCUAUGGGAUGUGUUUGUGGAUAGCAAAGGGCUGUGGGAUAUGAGCAGUCCUGGUCUAGAUGUUUUCUUGGCUUUGGAUGGUAGAAGAGGUAACUGGUAAUAUAAAUCCUGUAAAGGACUAACAUAAAACACUGCCUGUAAGUCUAAUAAAUCAUGAAAUCACUGAAUGGUUUGGAGUGGAAGGGACCUUAAACAUCUCCUUCCAACACCCCUGCUAUGGACAGGGACAGCUUCUGCCAUCCCAGGUUGCUCAGAGGCCCAUCCAACCUGGCCUUGGACACUGCCAGGAAUGGGAAUUGCUCCAAGGCUGCUCUCAGCUCUGCUCCAUGGCUGCUGGGAGGAAAAUAAGAACGGAUAAAACCAAACCACUAAAAGAUGUGGCUAUUUAUUUGUUGUAACAGCGUACCAUUGAGAAUAUGGGAGUUUAUACUGGGAAACAAGUUAAAGAAAAAAAGUGUUUGACUAAGGGGAAGGAUGUAGCAGUGAAGUCCUGAGGAAGGCUGUAUUUGGUUAUCUGCAGGGUAAUUUUGCCAGAAGAUUUUUAGACUUACUUAGGAAGACUGGAGCUAGCCUGCUUUAGGAAUGGAGGGAGUCUCAAGCUUGCUGCGUGGUCAGCUCUAUGAGAGGUGUACCAAGGCAGGGAGAGACUGGUUUUCCAGGAGGACGGAGUUUAUUGCUGGGAAAUGUCUUCCUCCUUUACAAUGGAGCUGGAAAAGUCAUCUGUGGUACAGCACGUUGUCAUUUUACAGCAGCCCUGGUACAUAAGCAUCAUAAUUGAGUACAGGGAAAAAAUGACAGUGGGCCCAUGAAGUGGGGAAAGGGUGUGGGAAGCAGCUGGCUACAGUGGAAAGAGAGGGGUGGGCCUGACACAUUGGAAGGGUUGGAAUAAAUGCUUUCCUCUUGUACACUUCAAAAACUUAAAUCCCUAUGUUUCAGCAAUUAACACUCUUACUCAGAGAGGGUGUAGAGAUGUUUGCAGAAGAGGAGGAUGCUAUUACCUGCAGGGUGACUUCCAAAAGAGCUCCUAAAGAAAUUGCUCCAGCUAGAAAGAAAAGCCUGGAUUUGACAGGCUCUCUAAGUCAUGACUAUACUUCUCCCUUUCCACCUACCAAGAGAAAAGAAUAGCAAGUGCUUGCAGACAGUUUUUUAGGAACUGCCUGUACCUCUCCACUAUUUUUCUUCAGAUGAAUCUCCAAGCCCCCAAGCAAGCCUUGCAGAAGAUAGGUUCAAAGCAAUUGUCCUCGAGGGGGGAAAGCAGUGAGGCCAAAAAUCCCUGUGAAAAAUGUGCGUCAGGCACCAUUUCCAUGGGGGAUGUGCCUGAAGUUCAGGCUUAGCCCUGCCCUAAUCUCUUGCAGGCAUUUGCAAGCCUCUGCUGCCCAGCCAGCCUCCAUCUGCAGGCAGCGAUUAAUACACUGCAAUGUCUCCCUCUGACUUCUCCAGCAUCUUUUUCAUCCUGAACUGCCUGAGUGGGACCUGAGAGUCCCAUGAGGGAUGUCCCAUGGGGACCAGUGCCUGCUGUCCCUGGGUGAGAGAUGUUGCUCUGUUGUGAUGUGUUUUAUUAAUACGAUUAUUGUUUUGAUUUGUAAUCUCCUUGUGCUGCCCUUUGGCCUCUGCCCUUUUCCCAGAACUUCCUUUACUCCUCCUGGCAGGAAAUGCCAUUCCCUUCCUAAAAACUGCCUUCUCAAGAAACUUCUCUGUCAGUUUAGCAUUUCUCUAAACUGUCCUUUUCCCUUGGGAUUCUUCAUUGGGUGAUAUUUGAAUGCCCCCCUUGUUUGUUAUCUCUAGUUCUACUGAUUUGUCGAAUUCUGUAUCCUCCCAUGCAACCCUCCCCCGGUAUAUAAGCUAUUGUCUGCCCCGAGUUUGGAGUCCUGGAGAAGCCAAAAGGGGAACAGUAACAUCAAAUAAAAGUACCCCAGGAUCUGUGAUUGCUGCUUGUUUUUGCGCUGUGCCCUCCCUGGCAGCUGGGAAAUCAGCAGAGCAGAGAGGGGCUGUGGCUACCUGUUACCACCUAGCUGGGACAAGCUACACUGCUCCAGCUGCGGAGUGGAAGCACAUCCCAAGCUGGGGUUUGUUUGGUUUCUAUGUUUAGGGGGUGGUUUAUGCUUAUGGCCACUGUGUAAUUAUGAUUAUAAAAUAGCCACCUCGUCAGUUUCUGCCUCUUGGCAGCUCUCAGGAAAUUACCUAAUUUGAACUGCCAGCAGUGAGGACCUUGAGCCCUAUCAAAAGUUGCUUUUAACUGAACCUAGAACCUCUAGACGUUUGCCAGACUCUGCUGGCAGUGACAAAGAUAGUAAAGUGAGGUUUUUUCCACCGCUGGACACAGGCUUCCACAUCCGUGGCUCCCACAAAAUGAAUCCACAAGGCAGCCAUUCAUGGCAUGCUGAAUGCCUCCUCUUCUUUCACUGCUGAUUUUGAGAUCAAUAGAAAUUCAGGCUGGGGCUGAGAACUGACCUUUUAUGCCUUGUUCUAACGCUGGCCUUUAGUCCUCACCUUGCCAUGCACUGGGCAGCUGUGCUUCUGCUCUGCCCCACCAGCACCACCCUUCCCUUUUCAGCACCAGCAGGGCAGGUCCUGCUGGUUGAAAGGAGCUGCCAUCUCCAGCUGCUGCUCCGUGGCUGUGUGUGAGGAAAGAGCGGGGUGGAGGAGAGCUGAGGAAGCUGCACCACAGGACAGGUUUUUCGGCUUUGGGCUGGCUGCACCUCCAGCUUAUGCCAGCAUUGCCUCUGCUUGUGGAGAGCUGUGUGGGAGCCCUCAGCAGCAACCCUUUCCAGACCCACAGGCUCACCUCAGCUGCAGGUCUGCAAUUAAAAAAAACAGCUUUAAAUAUCCUGGCAGUGGAGAUGCAGGGCAGAGCAAGUUCUCAGCAGGGAUUUGACAUGGCUGUAGCUCAGGUAAUGUCCCACCAUCAUCAGCCACCAAGCAGAGGAGAGGUGGGGCCAGUGUUCAGCAAGUCAGAAUUCAUGGCUUGGUCCACUUGCACAGUGUGAGUGCAAACAAAUGGGGAAGGCUGGAGUGGGUGUUUGAAAAAGCUCCUCUUCUUUUUUGGGAUUAGCCACUCCUUUGCAGCUCUCUGUGACUUUAUUCUGUGUGGGAGUGAAUGCAGAAAAAUCAGGAGUGCCAUGGGGUCUGUCACUGUUUUCAGGUAGAAGCCACAUAGCUGUGCUGUACCAUGGGGUGGGGCAGCUGCUCCACAGGUGGGGAAUGGCUUUAUUUGCAGUGUGAGUUUGAGGAGCAGCUGCUUAUCCUGAUUUUUAAUACAAGGGGAUUCUGCUGUUACAGGGUGGCUGCUUUGUAGUAUGGGGCCAUUCUGAUUUGUACACCUUCAAUCAUUAACAUCACUGGACCGCCAAGUAAAGAAAAUAAUUUUCAUUGUGGUUUUACUCCUAUUUUCCUUCACUUUUAAAAGUUUCCUGGAAGACCUAUAAACAUUCAGCUGUUAGGUGAGGCACAGAAAGGGACUUUUCCCCCUCAUACACAGUCUGUGGCUGCAGCCUUUGUCCUCAGCACUGGGCUGAAGGUUGUGCAUGGUGUGCAUAUCAAAAAUGCUCUAGAAGAGAAAUCAGGGUGGCAACUAUGGUGUAAAUAGAUGGAAGAAGGAAGACUGAGUCAAGUCACCACCCCUCCUGAUUGUGCAGAUCAUGUUUUAAUGGCAAGUGUGUGAGGUGAAUAAGUGAGGCCUUUCCUCUUGUUCAUAGCAGGGUCAGCCAUGAAGGGGACCCCUGCAGGGUCAGAGGAGGUUACUCAGGGCUACACCUAACCCAACCUUGAAAACCACCGAGGAUGGAAACUGCACAAGCUCCUGAUCCCCUACUGGGCUGGUGUCCUGAUGAGAAAGUUUCUCCUCAUGAGCUUGAACUUCUCUGGUUUCAACCCAUGCCUGUUUUCUUACCUGGCUCUUUUUGGUUGUCUCCCCACAGCUACUGGAAGGCUGCCAUGAGCCUUCUCCCAACCAAACCCCCUCUUUUCCAGGCUGGACAAGCUGUGUAGCCUGAUCAUGGUAAGGCAGCCCAGACUCUCAUCAUUGCCUGGUGGUCCAUUAGUAGCCAAGGUCAGAAGAACUUUAUCAGGGGAAAACAAUACACAAUUCCUUUGGUGUUUUAUGGCUUGGUGAAGGAGAGUGUGUCUUCUUCCAGGACUUAAUUGUGGAAAAAUAAACAAAACUGAAGGUAAAAAUGGGGCAGGAACGCUGAGAAACCAGCAAACACCACUUGGCAGGUUGUUCCCAUCAAGGACUGUUAAUCCCACGUGCCAAGGUCCCCUACACAGAGUGAGUUGUUCCUCCUUGCCAACCUUGCUCCACCCUUGGCUUGGCACUGCAAUUAGGAAAAGCUGAUUUUUGCUGCCACCAGUUCCCCUUCCUGAGCCGGGUAGUGCGUGUUGUGAGCUGCCACCUCUGUUCUUCCAGCCCUGUAGACACAAGUGAGCCUCUUGUUCACUGCUAAUGGCACCUCCUCCCUCAUGUCUGCUGGCAAAGCUCCCAUCUCACUCCUGGGGAAGAUUUCUAUUAAACAGUGUAGGUUGUCCUUCUAUUUGUUUUACAAUCCAAGUCACAUUUAUCUGUAAAAUUAGCCCUGCAGCUGGUCCCAGCACUUCCUCCCCACUUUUUGUGAUGCGACUCUGUUUUCAGCACCUCGUAGUUUCCAGAGUUCAGGUAUCUGGCCUAAGACUUUCUCUGCUGCCUUCCUUGAGGUGAGUGGAGGACUUUUUUUGUCUGUACUGAAGUAUCUUUGGUUACUGCCAAAAAUUAUUUUAGCAGAAAAAUGUUGUUUUGCCUGUACUUAAAAAAAAUACAUAAAAGCACAUCAGCCUUUUAACUUGAAGCUCAGCCUCUGUGUUGGAAGCAGUGCCUGAGAGUUGGGGAUGGUUUCUGCCUUCUGUUAGAGAGGUGCCUAUGGCUUUUUAGAAAGGAAAAGUUGUGGAAGUGUGAGCUUCUGGGAGACACCUUCAUUCAUACAGUCCUCAUAGACCAGGAGGGGAAGUCUGGGCACUUGGGCACCUAAACUUGUCCUCAAGAGCUUCCCCUACACUCAGCCUCCAGGCCCUGGAAUGUGCAGAUAAUCAUCAGGCUCUGCCUGGGAACAGGAGCUGCUCCCUGAUGCAAAACAACUUUCCUGAGCCUGGUCAGAGCUGACUGGCUCUUGUCUCAGUCUUGCCCCCAGGAGGAGGGGCAACGUGAGGCUUGCCCUCACCUGCCUCCCUGGGAAGGUCUCCCUGUGUAGGAGGUGCUUCCUAGAUGCUUAUGGACUUGCCUGGAGGAUGGGAUGUGGUGUAGACGCUCCAGAGGCAGAUUUGCUCAAGGACAUGGCAGGAGGAAGUGCAUUUUAUAGAGCAGAUUCCCCUUGUCUGCAUCCCCCUCUCCCCUCUCUACAUGAGCACCCAAAUUCCUUCUCCAUGUGCAGUGGAGGAGAACAGGCUUUUUUCCUUUUUCACAAGGCUCUGGUUCACCCAUGUGCCCGGCACACCUCUGCUAUCAGCUGUUCUGGAGGGACACUGUGAUGAACAACAACCUGAAAGCACCAGACCUGGCACAGCCCAAGAAGCAGCUGGCCUUCUGACACAUAUCAUGAGGUGCCAGUCUCUCAGGCACACCUGGAAAUAGCUCUCUGCCCUUGGACAACACCCAGUGGAUUUGCUGGUUUCAGUAGGACUUGCCCAUUUUUUUUUUCCUCUGCCACCCCUGGGCUUGUGAAACACAAACAGAAUGGAUGUAGCAAGACUCAAAGCAGGGAUUUGUCCUUAGGAGGAGGAGGGUGGGAAUGUGAGGUUUCAAAAAAGACAGUCCUGGUUGGUCACUAACCUUUACCUCUCCUGGCUGGAGUCACCUGGUGCCAGGCAUUGCCCCAGACCUGGUGCCUCACUCUGGGGUAUUUGGAGCUAAGGCCAUCGAGGAACACAGGCUUUGGGGAUCCUCAUUGGUAUCCCAAGUGCUCAGCUCUCCAUCUCAGAAGGUGCAUCUGCUGCGCCAAACCUCCUGGUCUGGUCUCAGGUGACCUGGUAAGGCAGCCUGGAAACUUUCUCUGCAGUCAGCCCUCCUAGUUAACUGGUUCAUAUCAGUUCUCUCAGCUUGAUACCAAACACUCCACGGCAGCUUCCCAGACGAGUAAAACUCUCAUUGUUUUUCCACAGAAAAAUACAAAAUCCCAUGGUAACCAGUGACCCCUUUCUUUGUGCCAGUCCCUAGAGCUACCACGCAGUGACACAGCCAUCCCAAAAAUCCUAGGAGAGAGCCUCAGUCACUGUAACCCAAAGAGGAUGAGUAGGGGCUGAGGGGACCACAUUCUCCUUCCACUCCUACUCCCCUUUCUGGCACCAUUUUAAAAUACAGCAAUACAUCAUUCCCUGUUUUUGCUAGAAGCAGCAUGGAAAGCUUCCCUCAGGUGUCCUGUGCUGGGACCUGAAGCAGGCUGUGUUAGGAACAAGGUGGGACUUCGAUCAGGGGAAAAGAAGCUGAAGACAGGGACCUGGAAAGGGAAGGGAGAAAAUAGGAAAGGGUCAGUGCUAGAAACAGAGCAGGGAAGGCAAAUGCAGAUCACAGAUAUGAGGAUAAAAGUGAGGGAAAACAGCAAGUUGUGGGGAAUAACAGGAACAGGUAAUAUUUGGGAGAAAAUGUAAUGGCCUGGGCAUACAGGAGGUCAGACAAAGUGUAAAAUAAACAAAGGGCUCCCCCAGCUUGAAGUUCUGGCAGCACAACAGGAUCUAACAAGUGGUUCUUUAGUUUAGAUGAUGAAAUCAAAGACUCCAAGCUUCUGAUGGUCAAUAUGUAGCAGCACAACCCCACAAACUAGCUUUUUCCAUUUAUUGAAAAAUAGAAAACAAAAAAAACCCACCGCAAAAUCAAAACCAGCAAAAAACCCCAGACAGAAGCAAAGCACAAGUGAGAUUAAGACUGCAGUCUCAGGUGAUGCUGGCAUGAAGAGGAAUGUGCAUUGCAAUAAAGAUCUGCAAGAUCUGUGCUUCUCUUGUGGCAGGAUCUUGGAGGCUCUAUGGAACAAAUCUAGGAAUUCAAGGAAGAGAUAAAACAGUUUUGUGAUGAAGGUACAUUGAUGUUGUCCUGCUUCAGGCCCAAAGUGAUGCAAGGCAAGUCAGAGGUUCUUGGGCUAAAAAUAGUCUUUACUUACCAGAUCAAAUGUGCGUAGGCACAAAAGAAGCUGAUAAGCAAAAAAAAAAAAAAAAAAAAAGAAAAGAAAAAGAAAAGAGAGAAAAGAAGAAAAGUUGUACCUUCCUAGCAGCCUUUGCUUAAUUUUUGAAUUCUUGACUUAUUUUCUGCAUUUUUUGAAGUGAAACAUUUACACUUUUCAAAGUGCUGUUUUACCCUCUAAAAAGUGGCUGUGUUAGCGCUUCCUGUCACUGCCGGCUCCAUGGGAAGUCUCUAAAUUGGGUUUUGUUUGCUGCCUGCCAGCUCUGUUCCAAGCAGGAUAUUUUCUAUUUUGCAUGUAACUGCCAGUAAAAAAAGUCCCAGAGAAUUCCACACAUGCCUCUGCACCUCUCCAGAUAACAGCUCCUUUUUAUGUUAGUGCAACUAUGUUGAAGCUAAUUUUGUGCAAAUACCAAAUACCUUUGAGGCCAAAAGGUGCUCUUGAACCAGAAACCUAAUUGAGUUGGUGCAGUGUGGGCUCAAGGGUUCCUCACUCAUUUUCCUCAGGCUAGGUCAGGUUUUGCAGAUCCAAGAAGUUAAACAAUUCUUAUUUUAGUAUUUGAUUUGGCAGCAUCAUAUUUAUACAGUCACUUUUCAGAGCAGAAUGAGGAAUACCCUCUUUUCUUCUUCUUCUUCCUCCUAUUUUUUUUCCUGUGCUUACAGUCCCUGAACCAGGGCAGGAUGAAGAAUGUUGGUCCAGCACUUCAUUGACCAAGAGUUUUGCCCAUGGGAGGAGUCCUGCCACCAGCCUGGAACCUGCUCAGGCUCCAAAGCAAACAUUUCUAAAACCAGCUUUCACGAAAGCCAAACCUGAUGAAAAUGCCAUUGCCAAAACCAGCAAAAAGAUUCUUUAAAUCCCUGUAGAACUCAGCAACCUUCCUCCAGCCUGGAGGGCAGCACCUCUGUGCUCUGUGUUUUCACAGAUGCAAUCACCUUCUGCAAUGCCAGAGGUGCUGCUGGAGACUCUUUGGCUCCCAGCAGCCUAGCAGAGGAAUGAUGUUACUGAAGUCUGCACCCACACCUCCACAGAACCAGAGGAUGGCUCAGGCUGGAAGGGACCACAGUGGGGCAGCUGGUCCCAUCUCCCUGCUCCAGCAGGGCCAUCCCAGAGCACAGGAUUAUGUGCAGAGGGGUCUGAAAUAUCCCCAGUGAGGAGACUCCACACCCUCUAUGGACAGUCUGUGCAGUGCUCAGUCACUGCCCAGGGAAGAAGUUUUGCCUCAUGUCCAGGUGGAACCUCCUGGGCUCAGUCCCUGCCCGUUCCUCUGGUGCCAUUGCUGGGCCCCUGGAGCAGAGCCUGGGCCCUGCUCGGAGCCCUCCCUGCAGACAGGGACACCCAGAGCUGAGGGCCUCUGUCGGCUGGGCCUCCUCUCGAGGCUGGACAACCCCAGCUCCCUCAGCCUUUCCCUGUCAGAGAUGCUCCAGGCCCUAAAUCAUCUCCACUGGCCCCGCUCCAGGAGCUCCAUGUCCCUACUGUCCUGAGGAGCCCAGGACUGGACACAGCACUGCAGAUGUGCCACACAGAGCUGGGCAGAGGGGCAGGAUCACUCCCUGACCUGCUCUUCCCAAUGCACCCCAGGCUGCUUUUCCUGUCCACCCACCCACAGAGGCUCAGUGUAGCUCAGCCUUGGGGCACAAAUUAUUUUAUUGCACAAGGAAUUGUCAGAGAGAACUAAACCCAUUCCUGCAAUUCCUAAUUUGUACCGUCUAUGACCAGCCACAUGCUGCCCACUUCACCCUCACUUUUCCCCUUUACCGAGUUGCUUCUUAGCCACAGUACAGAGAUACAUAUUCCUUCAAUUACUCACUCUUCCCCAAUGGAGAGGCUCUCCCCUUGGCACAGCUCAGCACCGAGGGGCAAGUCUAUAGGGAAGCAAGGAGAUGGGGAUUCUCUUUCCAUUUCCUCCCUUCGUGCAGACAGAGUUUAAAACAGUGUUUGCAACCAGUGAAAUGACUCAGGAAAGCAGCUCUGGCAGGGUGGGGAACCUAAUUUGAAAAAAGAAAAAAAAAAAGGCUAUGACUUAUGACUUCUGCUUUAUGAUACAUUCAGCCAUCAGUGCACAAAAGGCUUUUCUUCCUGAGCCAUUAGCUAAAUAAAUGAGCAGAUAUUUCCAGCAGAAUACUUCUCCCAGCAGAGCCCCAUCCCCUGUUCUCCGCAGGCUGGGAGGGCACGUAUCCCUCCGCUACUGCAGGGACAAACAGUACACAAACAGGAAGGUGAAGUUACUGUAAAAAUAAAUCAUGACUCUUCUGCGGAGAGCAGCAAACACAAAUUAUGGGAAAUAUUUUCAGCCUUUGCCAUUGCAAAGGAAGCAAACGUAAACAGCCCAGGUGGCACAGCAGGCUGACACCAGCUGUGGGAUGGCUCACAGCCCUGCAGCUCCAAGGCUGACGCAGUGUUCCCAGCGCUGUGGUGAGGAAAGGACAGCCCCUCGUGCUCCCCAGGGCUCUGCUCCAACCAGCCCAGCACACCCACACCAGAGCACAGGACCCAGACUCGGGGUGAGAAUCCCCCUGUCAGGGUCUCCAAAUAAUGUUAAUUUCAGUUCCUAGGUUCCCAACAGAGGCUGAAUAACAUAGCUGUCCAGAAGUCAUUGGAGCGCCUUCCCUAUGGAGACAGGCUGGUAAAGUUGGGGCUGUUUAGCCUGGAGAAGGGAAGGUUCAUGUGUAGACACCUCACAGAACCUUCCAGUAGCUGAAGGCACUAUAGGGAAGCUGGAGGACGACUUUUCAUCAGAAGCUGUAGUGAAAGGACAAGGGGAAUGGCUUCAAACUGACAGAGAGAAGGUUUAGAUGUGAUAUCAGGAAGAAAUUCUUCCCUGUGAGGGUUGCUGAGGCCCUGGCACAGGUUGCCCAGAGAAGCUGUGGCUGCCCCAUCCCUGGCAGUGUUCCAGGCCAGGCUGAAUAGAGCUUGGAGCAACCUGAGACAGUGGAAGGUGUCCCUGCCUAUGGCAGGGGAAUAGAAUGAGAUGAUCUCUAAGAUCCCUUCUGACACAAUUUUUCCCAUGUUUCUGCAAUUCUAAGGCUCCCAAGGCACCAGGAAGAUUUUGGGCACGUUCUGGAGCCUUGUGUGCUGCAAGGAAGAGGCUGUGCCAAAACCCCCAAGCAGGCAGGUGGGAUUGACAUGGGAACAUGCAGGUCUGCCUCCCCACACUCCCAAAAAAGAAAAAAAUAGAAAACAACACCCAACUUCCCAAAGCAGCUGGGUUGAGAAGAAGUGGCCAUGUGACUUCCCUGCUAAAGGUGAGAAAGGCAAGGAUGAAAUCAUCUUCCUAUAGAAGAAAGGGAGAUUUCUCCCCCUCCCCAAAAACUAUGGAGAGGCUUUUAUCUGUCACAGAAGGGAGUGCUGAAGGAUCUGGAUUCCCUCUCUGCCCCAGCACCAGAAAGUGAGAUGGAUCCAAGUGGCACUUUGCUCCAAAUCCCUGAAAACAAUCAAGGGACAAACUUAUCCACCUUGUUUAAAGUACUGUAAAAAUCUACAAUGAGCACAGAGGGCACAGGAAGUAUCCCAAGAGGAUGGCUUCUAUCCUGUAUAUAACUGGAACUUUUAAACUCCUGGCUAUUUACAGCUACUUUGCUGUAAAAUUAAACACUUCUCAGCAGUUCUUUUCUCCAGCAAUAGCCUUCAGGAGAUGGCUAUCACAUCCCUGGGCUCUGAAAAGCUGUUGCCUUAAUGUUCAAAAUUUACCAACCCCUUUUUCUGAUGGAUCAGGCAGACGUGGGAUGUGGGGGACACAAGAUCAGGAAUGUAUGCCUGAAGUUGGUUUGAUGACUGAGCCAUGCAGGCUCACCUGGCAGGUGCAUUAUCAGUGCUGAAGGUGUGAUUAUCAUUAGGCUAAAUGAGGUCUCACAGGUGUUUUCAUGCUCAGCACUUACCUAUGGAAAUGGAGGGCACUGGCAGGUGAUUGAUUUGGGUUUGGUUUGGUUUGUGGGUGUUUUAAUGUGUUCUGCUUAGCACAGCUGCAUGAAGGAAAAUCAGUAUUUACCACCCAGUAACAGAUGAUUGUCUCAUCUGAUUUAUAGCAAUCUUUUUAUAAUAAAUGCAAAAAAAUUAUUCCUGCUGUUGAACUAAAUUACUGUUGGUACU